This is a messenger RNA of Penicillium coprophilum, 1539 nucleotides long. RefSeq names its product Major facilitator superfamily domain general substrate transporter. Gene Ontology annotation, molecular function: transmembrane transporter activity. Gene Ontology annotation, cellular component: membrane. Bases 1 to 1539 code for a protein of 512 amino acids. Gene Ontology annotation, biological process: transmembrane transport. The transcript has a single exon. Lineage: Eukaryota; Fungi; Ascomycota; Eurotiomycetes; Eurotiales; Aspergillaceae. The record is from RefSeq and is a predicted model, not a curated record.
AUGGACGAAAAACAAGGCGUUUCUCCGGAAAUUCAACUCGCACUUGAUCAGAGAAAAGCCCAGGCUGGAGAAAUUCUUGAAGCUCAAAACAAAACCGACGGCAAAGAUGUUGCAGCACAAUUCCUCGCUCGAUUGGACCCGGCCAUCCCAGUGGAGCCUGUCACCGAGGCUGAGGCGCGCCGUGUGUUAUGGAAAAUCGAUCUCAUCCUCAUUCCCUUGAUUAUGGUGACAGUGGUUCUGGCCGCUAUUGAUAAAGUUAUUAUCUCGAAUGCCGCCAUCUACGGCAUGAAAAAGGAUACCCACUUGACUGGAGAUCAGUACUCUUGGGUAGGCUCCAUCUUCUACUUCGGAUACCUCGGUUUUGAAUACCCGGCAGCGCUACUCAUUCAGCGGCUUCCUGUAGCCAAGCUGUAUGUGGGCAUGGUCUUGGGGUGGGCAGUCCUACUGCUGUGUACCGCAGCAACGCAUAACUUUGCCGGCAUAGCCACCGUGCGCUUCUUGAUGGGCAUGACAGAAGCUGCCGUGUUCCCAAUCUCCAGCAUUUUGACGGUCAUGUGGUGGAAGACAAGCGAGCAGCCCAUUCGUGUCGCAUUUUGGUUCAAUCAGCUCUCCUCCGUCUUCUCGGGUGUUGUCAGCUAUGGAAUCGGCCAAACAAACACCUCUCUAGCGCCCUGGAGACUGCUCUUUAUUGUACUUGGUGCAUUCUCUCUUAUUUGGGCAGGCGUGUUGUACAUAUUCUUGCCCGAUUCGCCCGUGCAAUGCUGGUAUUUCUCGGAUCGUGAGAAAUUCGUCUGCCUUGAGCGCGUCAAAGACAACAAUACCGGCAUGGAAGACAAAACCAUCAAGUGGUACCAAGUGCGCGAGUGCCUUCUUGACCCCAAGACUUGGCUUUUGGCGCUCUUUUCGCUGGCCCAGAACAUCCCCAAUGGUGGUCUUGUGACCUUCUCGGCUAUUAUUGUGACCGGUCUGGGGUACUCCCCGUUGAUCACUACCGUAUUGGGUAUCCCCACCGGUGUCCUUGCAACGGUGUGGCAGAUCCUGCUUGGCUUCAUUGCUGCUGCGGUGCCCAACUCCCGUUGCAACAUUAUUGCCGUGGCCAACCUGGUCCCGAUGAUCUGCGCGAUCCUAAUGUGGAAGUUGCCACGCGAGAACCAGCAAGGCCUGCUAGCAGCGUACUAUGUCUUUUACACUUACUGGGCGCCAUAUGUCCUAUCGACUUCGCUUCCAAUGGCCAACACCAGCGGCCAUAGCAAAAAGUUGACGAUGAACGCUGUCUUCUUCUUGGCGUAUUGUAUUGGUAACAUUAUUGGUCCCCAGUGUUUCCGUGCCGAUGAUGCACCGUCGUAUUCGCGAGGAUACGAGGGCCUUCUGGGCUGUCUUGUUGUGGCUAUAGCCGCCAUUAUCUCCUAUGGGGUUCUUUGCCGAUGGGAAAACAGCCGCCGUGAUAAGGAAGCCUUGUCAAAUGCGGAGACAUCGGAGGUUGUCGCUUUUUCGGACAUGACUGAUAAAGAAAAACGGUCUUUCCGGUAUACUUAUUAG